Molecule: messenger RNA, 2829 nt
Organism: Dalotia coriaria
Lineage: Eukaryota; Metazoa; Arthropoda; Insecta; Coleoptera; Staphylinidae
Exons: 9
Coding region: 82-1656 (524 amino acids)
Molecular function (GO): ubiquitin binding
Source: RefSeq, a predicted model, not a curated record
CAAUCGUAUUUGUUUACCAUUUUGCCAUUACUUACAUUAAUCUCCACGUUAGCGAUAAUUCGAUUAGGACCGCCUGGAACAAUGGAAAUGCAAGAACUGCACACAUCUGCCCUGGAAAAGCAUGAAAAAGCCAAACAAUUAGUGAACCACUACACAAGAUCGUCAAACUGGGAUGAGAUGAGAAGAUCUCGAUUCCAUGGCACACCACUGCAUGUAGCCACUGGGGAGUAUAUCCCGUUACAGCACGGAUCACCCGACUUGAAACGCAACUAUAUCUAUCCCAGUCAACCAUCGCCCAUUCCGGCAUUUCAAAUGCCCGGACAGUACAGUCCUAAGUAUAUCCCUCUACAGGAUUUAAGACCGGGUCCACAAAUGUCUCCGCUUUCUGUGCGAACAGCAAAAACGCAAGAUUUCAUGAAUCAAGAUCCGGACGAAGCUGUGAUUAAGAUUUCCAGCAUGUUUCCGACUGUGUCCGACACUCACAUUCGACUUUUACUCAAAAAGUAUCAUAAUCGUGAGGCGGUUGUAAUCAGCGCUCUCCAGGUGGAAAAACAUCCGAUUGUAACGCCCGGACCGUUUGCAACGCCGCCACCGACCCGGAGUAUUCACAUCCCGCUGCAGAUGACACCCCCGCUGGGUGUACGCACCAUGUCGAGGACCAGCAGUCCCACUUUGAGAACAACGAGCACUAACAGUACUUACACCGGGUCACCAAGGGUGGGCGAUUAUCGAAAUUCACCGCGGCCGCAUUCUUCACCAAAACUUAAAUUAAGAUACAUGAAAUCGUUAUUUCCACAAGCGGAAGAAACAAUUAUAUUGGACGUGUUAACAAGCAACGACAACAACAUUCAGAAGGCUUCCGAUACAUUGAAAGAAAUGGGCUUCAGCAAGAAGGAUUCAGCUAAACUUAAAAAAAUCGCUGAUGAAGCGAAGAAAGUAGCCGAAGAAAAGGCCAAGAAAGAGGCGGAGAUGGCAUUUCCCAAGACGCCACUAGCUCCACCAAAACUAAAGACUCUAGCUGAGAAAGAUAAAAUUAAAUUAAGUCUCCAACAGUUAUACAAGGACAUCCCAGAGCAUGUUAUCUCAAUUGCUCUGGAAAGCGUACAUUUCGACGAGGAUCGUGCCAAUCAAAUUCUACAAAUUAUGGUGCAGGAGGACAACAAAAUGGAUAACAAAAUAAAAGAGAGUCUAGACAUUAAAGAGGAAGAAAAAUGUGAAGUGGAUUGCCUAUCACCACCUGUAAUGGUUACAACUUCACAGAGUCGCCAAUCGUUGAAAUCGCUAUUAAAGGAGAAGCCCGAGUGCAAUAAAACAACAUUCAGUAGAGUUAUUGAGGAGAACAACAUGAACAGUGGCAACUACAAGUCGAGCAACUUAUCCAACACCAAAGGGUCUAAUCCCAGCUAUGUUAAUGGUGCCAAUGAGAAAUUACUCCUUGAAGAUUAUAUAAAAUGGCAAGGCCCUAACGCCAAGUUAAAGCACGGCGCGAAUCUCUCGAUUGUCAAAGGACCAAACAAAGAUCUGGUGGGUAAAAAAAACUACAAACCGUGCGGGCCUAAUGCGGAGCUACGCAAGGGCGCAUUACUAGGACUCGCUAAAGGAAGCAUUUUCUCUCAGUUAAAGGUGGCAUUCAUGGGCGAGUCGCGCGGCAAAUAGCAUCCGACGUGCACUUUGAUUUAAGCCCUUUUACACACACGUAAAAACAAACAAACCAACAAAAAACAUACUUGCAUACAAUCAUUCCUACCGCGUACCUGCUUUAACUCAUGCCAAACAACACAAAACGAUAAUACUCGAUGAAUUCCAUUUUACAUUUUACAAUUUGACAAGUUUUGUUUGAUUCCGAAAUUCAAACAAGAUACGAUAAGUUACCACACAGUUAUUAUGCUAGUCGAUAAGAAGUAAAAUAAAAUAAACGUAGAAUUUAAAUAUUAGUAGGAUGAUACGUGUUUCACGUUUUUAUUUUCGCGCUAGGUAGGGUCAAUUUAUAAUUCUGGAGGAAAAAGAAACAGAAAAUGCUCGUACUACUCGUGAUGAGGCUGUGCGUAGAGAAUGUGUUAGAUUUGUAAUGGAAACAAUGCCGCCCAAGUUCUGAUAAAUUCUGUUUUACUUAAAAAAAAAGAAACAACUUCGAUUUAGAAAACUAACGUCCAAAUUACUGCUACACGUAUUUUUCUCUUGAUUACAUAAAAAACUUUGAAUAAAAAUAUUAAACUGUGAGCAACGACGACUUAAAUUUUGAAUAAAACUUCAUCCGUCAUUGUAAAUAAAACAGAAAUGUUAAAAUUAAAAGAUUAGUUAAAAUUAGCAAGAAAAGAAAAAUCAUGGUCAAAUAUUUACAUUACAGUCGCAUUUAAACAAAAACAAAAACCCAACAAAUGUUGUAAAUGUACAGAAAGGAUCGAUAUUUUUUAAAAUGUUUUUUGGACAAAACCCUUUCACUUGCAUACAAUACAACUUCAUAGUAUUAGAACAUACAACAUAGCCAAUCUAGCCAAAAAUAGCCGAUAGAUUAGAACAACUACAAUAUGUAGCUCCUAGAUUAAAGAAAGCUGACGAUAUUACCUUGUUUUAAUUAAACAUUAACAAGUUACACACCAUGUAACACUACACUAGUCAACAGACGAACAUAGCAAAGAAGUUAUUGUUAGUAAAAAAUACGUAACUUUGGUUCUAACGCAUGUGACGCAUGAUUUAUCAAUAUGGCAUAUUUUCAGUGCAGAUAUUUUUGUAAUCACUUGAUGACAAAGUUUAAUUGUAGUGUUUUCUCUGUAUAGUUGAAUGUAUAGUGAACUGAAUGUCAAAGAAAUAAAUAGUCCAUCCAGAGAA